Molecule: messenger RNA, 1640 nt
Organism: Cataglyphis hispanica
Lineage: Eukaryota; Metazoa; Arthropoda; Insecta; Hymenoptera; Formicidae
Exons: 2
Coding region: 17-979 (320 amino acids)
Source: RefSeq, a predicted model, not a curated record
GGUCUGGGUGAACGGUAUGCGACACGCUGUUUUGUCACCUGACGAUCCUGUCAUUAAUUCGCGGCUACAUCGACGUCCGCGGACAUUCGAGGAGAAGAGUUUUUCCGCGAAACACAAACAAGCCGAAACCAAAUUAGAUUGCUUGAACAGUUGCUUCAUGAAUUUGCACGUUGUAGUAGAGAAGAAUUUUCCGAACAACAAGAUGCCGCCGAGAAUUGUGCGUAGACAAUCGGCUCCACCUUGCGCGAGAAUAUGCAGCGGAAAGACCGGAGACCUCGUGGAAAUUUACGUGAAUGACAUUGACAAGUUAAACGAAGAUUGUCAAACAUUGGAGAAAGAGGAAGCGACAUUUCGCUCAAUGAACGAAACCACUUUUAAUCAUAGCAGCAACAUCGAGCAGUCGAUGUGUUUGCAACGAGAUACGUUCUCCACCAUGACAAAAUACAAACAAGCCGACAGAUCAUCGGAUGCGCAUUCAUGGAAUCCAUUGUCUGAGCGAGUGCUACAAUGGUUGGAUCUUUCUGGAAGAGCUCAAGAUUAUGAGUUGAUGGAAUCGGAAGAGAGUUCGAAGAAAGUGGAAGAACGCGGGAGCACCGUCCGGAGGAGGAGACAAAUCUCGCAGACGCGCGAGAAUUCGAUCUUUGCAGGGAGAGAGCGCAUAGUUGUGCAGAAUUACAAGCUGCAGAAAAAUUGUAAGUCAGAAUGUAUUACAAAGAUAACUGAGACGAAACUCGCGCGAAAGCGAUUAUUUAAGAUAAAAGAUGCGAUGGGAAACAAAAUUCGGAAGGAGGAGAGCACCCAGUUAAAGGAUCUAGUCUCGGAUGUAGAGGAGGACGUUUUGAAAAACGAAGAUGAGUCUCGAAACGAUCUAUCGUCCGCAUGGUCUCCGCCUGGUCGUCUGCAGCUGCACAUUGUAAUGCCGAGUUUUAAUUUCGUUGAGAAACGCGCGUCUUCGUUGGAAUCUCUGAUCUGCGAUUGAAUGAUAGACCAAUUAAACGCACUUUCCUCUAUUUUCGUGUUUCAUUGUUCCAACUGCAAUUGAUAUUCUUUGUGUAUCGUCAUUUUCUCAACAUAUUGUGAGUUUUUAUCUCAGAUAGAAAAGAAACGAAGAGAAUCUUCAUAUUUGCAAUCAAUGAUACUCAAUAAACAGUUUAUUUUCCAAAGUGGCAAAUGAAGUAGUGCAAUUCAUGUGACUUUCGCCAAAUACAUUUUGUGCAUUAUAUUAUUUUUAUCAAUGCAUAAAACAGUAGUCCUGAAUACAUUUUCGAUGAAAGCAGAAGUAAGGUAGCAUUUUCAUGGAAAAUUAAUCCGAAGCUGUGUUGCAACCUCGUUAUUGCGCACCGAGAGAAUUGAAGUCGACGCGGAGACAUCGCCUUGUUUUAUCGCCGGUCGGAGAAACUAAAUUGAACUUAGUUAAUAAUAAAACUCAUGGAAAAGAUCACUUAAAACUUUAAAAUAAUUACACAGCAUGGAGUAUUUAAGUCGUUUCGUGGAACGAAUAUUAUCCGUCACGAAAUGUACAUAUCGUUAAAGUUUGUAGAAAUUGCUGUCACGUACAGAACCAGCCAAGAUAAUUACAUAUAUAUAUUAUGUAUUAAAGAAUUUAUGAAAAAUAAAUUUAGGAUAAAUUACACGUGAUA